Perkinsus marinus ATCC 50983 is the source of this 183-nucleotide messenger RNA. RefSeq lists its product as hypothetical. The transcript has 2 exons. Lineage: Eukaryota; Perkinsozoa; Perkinsida; Perkinsidae. The record is from RefSeq and is a predicted model, not a curated record. The coding region runs from base 1 to 183 and encodes 60 amino acids.
AUGUCCGCAUUCGCGAAGAUGUUCGGCGGUAAGACACAGCAGGGGGUGACUGAUACUACUAAUGAGAAUGCUGGGCUUGUGAAGGACUUCCGGAAUACAACCUGCAGGCUGCCCCCGACCAUUAAAAAGGAUGAAGUACAUGGCGACAAGGAAGCUCAUGAAACGAAGGUGAAGGACCAUUGA